UCCAAAAUCCUAUCUUUGUGGCUGCGAAAGCUCGGCGAGAUUUCUCUCUCACUUUCUCUCGUCGCGUGAUCGCGUGGCCGUUCAUGGCUGAGAAGCCCGCCAUAAAUUGAAUAACCCACAUCAACGUCGCUCUCUACUCCAUCAAACAUGCAAAACCCGUCAACGGUAACGCAGGAAUCAGCCCCCGUCUUCGAUUCCGUUACCCGACUGGGCGGUUUCGCUUUCAGUCAUCGAUCUCUAAGCUCGAAUUCAGAUGGGUUUGCUCACUCGACGCUGAAUUCCUGUUCCUUCCAUGGCUUCCGCAGCUUACCCGCCCAAAGGGGACGCAAAACCCUAGCGUCAUUGAGCCUGAACAGCAGUAACAAUGCCGGUACGAGUUUACAUGGGUUCAUCAGAGAUUUCAACAGGUUUGUUAGGUUUCACUGCGAUAGGGUUCCGGAGGCAUUUGCCUCUGUCGGAAUUGGGUUGUCGAGUGAAGAAAACGGGUUUAGAGAAGAUGGGCAUGGUGUUUCUGGGGAUGAGGGUCCGCCAUUGGAUGGGGUUGGAGCUGAUCGACGGAAGAAAGUGUUGAUUCUGAUGAGUGAUACUGGCGGUGGUCACAGAGCUUCAGCGGAAGCCAUUAAAGCUGCUUUCAAUGAGGAGUUUGGAGAUUACUACCAGGUGUUUAUUACCGAUUUAUGGACAGAUCACACUCCAUGGCCGUUCAACCAGUUACCCAGGAGCUAUAACUUUCUGGUCAAACAUGGAACUCUGUGGAAAAUGACAUAUUACGGAACUGCUCCACGUGUUAUUCAUCAAUCUAAUUUCGCUGCAACUUCAACCUUUAUCGCCAGGGAGGUGGCAAAAGGGUUGAUGAAAUAUCAGCCAGACAUCAUAAUUAGCGUUCAUCCGCUGAUGCAACAUGUCCCACUUCGUAUCCUCAGAUCAAAGGGCUUGCUCGAGAAAAUCGUUUUUACCACAGUUGUAACAGAUUUAAGUACUUGCCAUCCAACAUGGUUUCAUAAACUUGUGACAAGAUGUUAUUGCCCAUCGACGGAGGUGGCCAAAAGGGCACUGAAAGCUGGACUUCAACCGUCACAAAUCAAGGUUUAUGGCCUCCCUGUCCGACCUUCCUUUGUGAAGCCUGUUUCCCCAAAGGCCGAACUACGAAGAGUUCUAGGAAUGGAUGAGAAUCUUCCAGCUGUACUGCUUAUGGGCGGCGGAGAAGGAAUGGGACCCAUCGAAGCCACAGCACGAGCUCUUGGCAAUGCGUUGUAUGACGAGAAUCUCGGGAUGCCAAUGGGUCAGAUGCUUGUGAUUUGUGGGCGGAACAAGAAACUUGUCAGCAAAUUAGGCUCCUUAGAAUGGAAAAUUCCUGUCCAGGUUAAGGGUUUCGUAACAAAAAUGGAGGCGGCAAUGGGUGCCUGUGACUGCAUUAUAACAAAGGCUGGUCCCGGAACUAUAGCUGAAGCUAUGAUACGAGGGCUACCGAUCAUUUUAAACGGCUAUAUCGCUGGGCAAGAGGCGGGGAAUGUGCCGUACGUUGUGGAAAACGGGUGCGGGAAAUUCUCGAAAUCUCCGACGGAGAUAGCGAGAAUCGUGGCGGAAUGGUUCGGACCGAAGUCGGAGGAACUGAAGAUAAUGUCGGAGAAUGCAGUAAGGUUGGCGAGACCAGAGGCUGUGUUCAAAAUCGUUCAUGAUCUUCACGAGCUCGUCAAGCAGCGCGAUAACUGUCUUCCCCCCAUCUCUCUUGCUCAGCCUAAACCCUCUGUUCCUGUUUAGGGAAAUAGCUGAGUAAUGAAUUAUCACAAUUUUCCUUUUUUUAUGCAUUCGGUGCAGAUGCGAGGUUUGAUUUUUUUUUCCUUUUAACGUAAUUGUUCCUAUAAUAUUGGAAAAACUGGAUUUGAUACUAAACUCUCAUAUACAUUUUUAAAAAUAUUUUUGGAAAGGUUUGA
Molecule: messenger RNA, 1934 nt
Organism: Tarenaya hassleriana
Lineage: Eukaryota; Viridiplantae; Streptophyta; Magnoliopsida; Brassicales; Cleomaceae
Product: monogalactosyldiacylglycerol synthase 1, chloroplastic-like
Exons: 8
Coding region: 148-1761 (537 amino acids)
Biological process (GO): glycolipid biosynthetic process
Molecular function (GO): hexosyltransferase activity
Source: RefSeq, a predicted model, not a curated record